Portunus trituberculatus (swimming crab) is the source of this 10553-nucleotide messenger RNA. RefSeq names its product rho GTPase-activating protein 39-like (gene RhoGAP93B). The transcript has 16 exons. Bases 1077 to 5792 code for a protein of 1571 amino acids. Gene Ontology annotation, molecular function: GTPase activator activity; protein binding. Gene Ontology annotation, biological process: signal transduction. Gene Ontology annotation, cellular component: cytoplasm; cytoskeleton. Lineage: Eukaryota; Metazoa; Arthropoda; Malacostraca; Decapoda; Portunidae. The record is from RefSeq and is a predicted model, not a curated record.
GAUAAGAAAAAAAAACAGGAAAAAGGAAGAAAAUGAAAAUAGAAAAGACUGAAAUUGAAAGAAAAAGAAAAGAAAAGGAAAAGAAAAGAAAAAAAUAAUGAAAAUAUACACGUGUCUCACUUUCACAGAAUUUUCAUGGACGGAAGAAAUGAUAGAGAAGAAAAAGAAGAAAAAGCAAACACGUAGAGAAAAUUUGUGAACGUUGGGAAAUGAGAGAGAGAUAAAAUAACACUACAAAGAGAGAAGAAAGAAGGAAUGCAGUGAAGGAAGAUGAAAGAAGAGAGCAGUGAAUGAAAGAAAGCCAGUCAAAGGCCUUGAGUGACUGUCAGCUCUGCGAAUGAAUGAAGUUAACUGUCAGACUGUUUGCUGAGGCUUGCUAGGGAUCAGUCAGUCAGUCAGUCAGUCAGGCAGGCAGGCAGGCAGGCAGUCAGUCAGUCAGUCAGUCAGUCAGUCAGGGAAGUAAUAUGUUUAUUUGUCACUCACUUCAGUAUACUCGCAGAAAAGCAGUAGAUAUUUGUGUCAGUUAGUCAGUCAGUCAGUUAAUUUGUCAGUCGUUGAGCAAUAGAACAGGAGGGUCAGUUAGUCAGUCACUCAGUAAGUCAACCUGUCAUUUGCACAGACAAAAUCAUCAGUCAAACACCCAGUCAGUCAGCCAGCCAGCCAGUCAACCAGUCAGUCAGUCAGUCAGUCAGUCAGUCACUUGUAUAACACUUCCUAAACUGUCAUUCUAGCAGGAAAUCCCUCACUCAAUUAUCCCAAUCUACCACUCACUUAAUCACUCACUCACUCGCUCACUCACUCACUCACUCACUCACUCACUCACUCACUCAUCUCUGCAGGAAGGAAAAGCCGGCAUACUUAAUCAGUUAGUGAAUCAUUGACGUGAUUAGGAGCAUGUGUUCUUGAAUGUGUGUUGGAGUGUACUUGUGUGUUAGUGAGCGUUCGUGAGUCGUGAGUUUUCGUGAUUUUCUGUGACUUCGUGAAUCGUGAGUGUUCGUGAGUCGUGAGUGAGUAGAGUGUUGUGUGAGUGUGUUUGAGUAUUCGUGUGUGUGUGUGUGUGUGUGUGUGUGGGCGCCAUGUCUCUGCUGUCUCUCACCGCCAAGAUGAUGGCCGCCGUGCAGUGUGGCGGCGGCUCCCUCGGAUCCCGUUCAAGAAGGAAGAAAUUUGAUGACAACCAGUGGUGGGAGUUGUUUGAUACCAACACGUCGCGUUUCUACUACUACAAUGCCACCUCACAGAAGACUGUCUGGCACCGACCCCAAAACUGUGACAUCAUUCCCCUGGCUAAGCUGCAGCUCUUCUCCCAGCAGCAGAUCAAGCAGAACACGGAGGUGGCUGAUGAUGACGACGGCAGGAAGGUGGUCAAAGAAUCCAUCGGAACUCAGACCCCUGCUAAACUGCAGAUUCCUUUCACCAUUCCGGCGGGCACCUCGUCCCCCAAACAGCAGCAGCAGCAGGCGCAGCAUUCCUCCCCAGCCCCGCACCACCUUCGCCUCAAGACCAAUGGUUCCCUCCCCCUCUCCACUACCACCACCACCACCUCCUCCACCUCCUCCACCACCACCUCCAUCCCCCCCCAUAAAAACGGUGUCCUCCAGGCUGCCGUACCCAGCAUGGCGUCCACCCCACACCACCCCAAACUGUCCCCAAGUAGUUCCCUGAGUUCAUCCCGGUCAUCCCUGAGUGGAGUGCCCGGCCCCGGCUCCCUCCAACGGUGCCACAGUGCCUUCCUGGGGCGGCGGGGGCCACGGGGUUCCCUGCCAGGGAUAAGCAGCAGCAGUGGGGCGGAAGAAGUGCUAGACUGUGGGGUGGGAGGCGGGGCGGGGCGGCGUGGGGGCCGGCUGAGGUGGUCAGGGCGGGCUGUUCCGCACUCACGGGGUGGCCCUGGCCCGGGGUCAUUGCAGAAGAAGGAACCAUCCGGCCUGACGGAUGGCCUCUCCCUCCCACACUCCCUGGCCAGGAGGGUGACCAGCUCCAACACACAGACUUCCUCGGCACCCUCCCCGCGGCCCGUCAGGCGCCCCUCGGCUCCCACCACUUCUCCCAGCGGCGGCAGCGGCGGCGGCAGUGGAAGUAGAGGUGGCAGCGGCGGCAGCACUCCAGGACAUCACCACCACCACCAUCACCGCCACACUGGAUCGUGUUCCCAUCACCACCAUCACCACCACCACCACCCUGAGGCCACCAACGGGGAAGCGGGGGGACGCAGGAUGCGCCGCAGCUCCCAGUCCUCGCAGGGGUCCUCACUGUCCUACACCCGCCCCUACAAGCAGGUCCCAGAGGCCGUCUCAGCACCAGCCAUUGUCCUCCUGCAGGAGUCAGGUCGUUCCAGUGACAGUUCCAUGUCACAGAGCCGCACUUCCCUGGAGAGCUCCGGCUACCGGCUGCUGGAGUCCCCACGGGGUAGUGCUAGGGAUGCCAAGCUGGCCCUGGCAGGGAACAGCAGGGUGGGCGAGCGCCGCAGCAAGGAAGGAGACCCGGCUUCCUCCCCGCGCUCCCCCGAUUCCAUGUCUUCUCAGUCCUCCCCAACUCAUCCCCAGGGGGCCCCUGGUACCCCCUCCUCCCACCGGCGACCUCACCCCGACAGAAGAGAGCCGGCCUCACGCUACAAGGCAGCACCGCAGCAUGACUUUGCCCUGCUACAGAUGGCCAAGCAGCGAAGCUUUGAUGUCUCCAAUUACCCCAAGCGGUCAGAGCUGAACCUGGACCGGCCGCGUGAAAUAGCCCUCUCCCGUAGCUACAGCUUCAUGUCUCGGCCGCGCUGCCAUGACGAGGAUGGCAUGCACGAGCGCUUUCUGGUGGCCAGCAGCGGCGGCGGCAGUGGGUCCGGUGGCCUGCGUUCGGUGGAGUCCACGCCACAGCCGCGCCGCCGCAACAAGCACGAUGUGGCCGGCAGCCCCGAUUCAUCCCUGGGCUCCCACGGCUACCUCAGCCACAGACAGCGCUCAGACAGUUCCGGCCUGGAGAGUCUGGCCACUCCCAUGAUGCACCGCAAGCAGCGCUCCCUGGAGUCUGGCAAGACCAGGCUGAGGGCAGACCUGCGGCCCAGCAGCAGCGCACACACCAGACUGGUCGCUUCAGAUUCUAGUCCCAGUCCCCCGAGUCCCAAGCACGAGUUCUCCCCAUUCACCUUUGAGUCUCCCAAGGGGCAGGACAGCGGGGCCUCCACGCUCACUGACAAAGACACUCGCUCCAACUACGGGCGGGGCUCAGCGGACAGCUCGCCACACUCCCAGGUGGACUCUGGCCUGGUGUCCGGCACCACCGGCAGCCGCGGCUCCAUCGACAGCAACUCCCGGCGGACGGAGCGGCCGGAUAAGGAGACCAAGCACUCCUCCACCGAGGCCACUGCCAAGGUCUCCCCAAGCCGGCCGGCCAGUGAGCGUGAGGGCCGCCGCUGCAGCCACCGCCGCCACCACCACUGCAGCAAGCACCGCACCGGCAACUCAGCCCCAGCCCCCGGCAGUGGCUGCGGUGCCCCAGCCAGCACCACCACUGCUCCGUCAGGCACCACAGACAGCGACCGCAGCGACACCCUCCAGAGCAGCAGCAGCUCCCAGCACCUGGUGCAGGCCAGCAGCGGCACAAACAGCCACAACCACAACUCAAGCUCAGGCAGCAGCAGCACUGCCAAGCAGGCCUCCCCCAGCAGUAGCAGCAAGCAGGCUAGCCCCAGCACUGCUGGCACAGGCCGGCAGACCAGCCCCUCCACCACCAACACCACCUCCACCACCACCACCACCACCACCACCACCACCACUGCUGCCGCUCCAGGCCGCCAGACCAGUCCACAGCACCACGACCUCACUCACCUCUACUCCAACCUGGAGUAUGUGUAUGAGCAGCCCGUCUACCAGUACAUCAUGGAGCAGGCCAAGCUCACAGGUUACCGGUUUGGUGAUGCCCUGUUUGAGGAUGGCGACUCCCUGCACAGUGAUGACUCCGCCGGCCGCCUUGACGACAGCGACGAGUUUGCUGAUGACGAGGGCAUGUCCAACGCUGACUCCUCCUCACAGGAAUACUUGGAGGAUGUCAACUACCUGGCUGAUGAUGAGAUGUAUUCUGACUUCUACAUGCCGUUCAGCUGGAGGAACAAGACCAAGCUGGAUGAAGAUGACACAGUCGAUGGCACCAAAGAGAGCCAGGCACCCUCGGCAGUCCACAGCGGGCCUGGCAUUACGGCACCCUCCCCACAGGUGGCUCCCAGGACGUCUCUCCCUUGCACCAUCCCCAGCGCUGCCUCCCACGCCCCCAUGCCUCCCAACAGCCUCCCCCUGGACACCCAGCAUGCCUCACUCAGAAGGAAACAGGACGCAAGCAACCACCAGCCUCUCUACUCACCCAUCCUGGAGAAGGGCGAGCUAAGUGGUGGUGGUGGUGGUACUGGUAGUGGUGGAGGACAGCUGGGCAACCGUCCUCUCUCCAUCUCCAUCCCGAAUAUGACUGACCCAACACUCACAACCAACCCUGUGACUGGCUCUCUCCACCGGCCCUCACAGGGGCUGACGGCUCUCUCCCUCAUGAAGAAGCCUCCCUCAGAAUCAGACUUUGAGCGGUACAGCGGCGGUGGCGGUGGCGAGGGGCACAACAUGGAGAAGUAUGCACAAGAGAACCUCAACAUCCACACCCGUGGCCUGUUGAGGAAGAAAGUGCCUGUUGUGGACAUGAUCUCAUGGACAAAGGACCUGAUAAGGAAACCCAUGCUGGCCACCCUCGACAAGUCCCUAAAGAACCAGGCCUGCGACUUGUUCCGGCUGGUUCAGAUCUACAUGAGUGACCGCAAACCCAAACCAGGCAUGACCCUCAACUCAGUAGGCCUGGAUCUGGUGAGCACCUGCUUCAACACAGAGGACCUCAGAGACGAGCUCUUUGUGCAGAUCUGCCGCCAAACCACUGAGAAUCAUAAGAGGGACAGUCUGAGGAGAGGAUGGGAGCUGCUGGCCAUCUGCUUGGCAUUCUUCCCUCCUUCAGACAAAUUCAAUCCUUACUUGGCUGGCUACAUCUCCCGUCACUGCGACCCGGCCUUCUGCUCCAUGUUUCCUGAUGUUUCCAAGUGGCCCAUUCACAUCCAGGUUGCUCACUACGCUGGUGUGUGCAUGAAGCGUCUGGAGCGAACCACAGUCAACGGCAAGCGGCAGCGGCUGAAGAAACCCACGCUGGAGGAGAUUGACCUGGCUCGUCUCCACAUCUUCCGAGCCUCCAUGUUUGGCAGCACCAUUGAGGAGGUCAUGGCACUGCAGAGGGACAGGUACCCCCACCGGCGCUUGCCUUGGGUUCAGACUACACUGUCAGAGGAGGUCCUGAGGCUGCAGGGGACCAACACAGAGGGCAUAUUUAGGGUUCCUGCUGACUUUGAGGAAGUACACCAGUUGAAGCAGGUGGUGGACCAGUGGGAGGUUGGUGACUGUGGUGAAGCCCACGUGUGUGCUGCACUACUCAAGCUGUGGUACCGGGAGCUGUACGAACCCCUCAUCCCCGACUCCCUGUACCAGGCUGCCAUCAACGCCCAUGAGGAUCCCCAGCAGGCAGUGGCCCUCGUCAACAACCUUCCAGAGAUCAACAGGCUUGUGCUCUCCUAUCUCAUCAGGUUCCUACAGUACUUUGCCCAGCCAGAGAUUGUGGCAGCCACCAAGAUGGACGCCAGCAACCUGGCCAUGGUAAUGGCACCCAACUGCUUGCGCUGCACCAGCGACGACCCUCGCAUCAUUUACGAGAACACCCGCAAAGAAAUGGCCUUCAUCCGAACCCUGAUACAAAACUUGGACACAGCCUUCAUGGAGGGAGUGGUCUGAGGCUGGGGGGAGGGCAAGGAGCGGCCUUGCGGGGACAUGAGCAGGUGACGGAGGCAGUGCAGCGGUGUGGCAACGCACACACUCAACACAAGGAGCGGCCAGAGUGUGCUCCUUAAAUAGUGUGUUGGAGCUGCCCAAUGUAUUGGUGCUUUACUUUAUUCUGCCCUUCUGGGUGUAUCUUGUAUUGUAAACACACACACACACACACACACACACACACACACACACACACACACACACACACACACACACACACACACACACACACACAUAAAAACAAAGAAACAUUGUUUUCCCCAUGUAUUUUUAUUCCUUGUCUUUUGGUGUUUGUGGGUUGCUCUACAAGCCAUUAGUGUUGCAGACAGUGUGGCGGCUCCAGUGGUGGCUGCCAGUAGUGGUAGUGGUACUGUAGUUGUAGUAGUAGUGGUAUUGGGCAACCUGUUUCUUUCUCUACAGCAUUUAAAGUUGCAUUUAUUGCUUACAGUUACAGGAAACAUGUACUAUGUGUUGCAUAAUGUUGAUGAGUCUUAGUGCUUUGUUGCUGAAUACUUUAUUUCCAGUCAACAUGUAUACUGUACUAUAUGUCAUUUUUUUUAUUUUUAUACAGUCACUUGUUCCAGAAAUCUUCUUAAGAAUGAUAUUAAGAGUAUCCUUUUUUUCCCAUUUUUUCACUCACAAUUAGGAGAUAACAGUUAUAGUAGAUAUCUAAUUUAAAAGCAACAUUCCAAAGAUUUGCAAAGUUCAACAUUGGGCCAAGUUGCAUUUAUUGUAGGAGCUUAAGGAACCCUCCCUCCCUCCCCUCUCUCCCUCCUUCCCUGAAGGAGCAGGAGUACAUGACAAAACACUUGGAUCCUGCAAGCGGCUUCUGAUAUUCAGAGUGUCAAUGUCUGCAGCGAUCCAGUGAACCGAUCUGCUUCCACAAAGAGGACUUGCAUUGUGUUUGUUCAGACCUAAUCAAAAAUUGUUGAUUAGUCAGUGAAGAGGAAACCUUGUGCAUGGAGCCAUUGCUUGUGGUGUGUUGGUGGGAAGGAACCUAGGUGUGUUGAGGGAAGAAGGAAGACAAAUGGUACUGAGAAGUCCCGCCUGGACACCCCUGUUAUCUAGUCCUCAACUUGUAUAGAACUUUCCUGAACUCUCAUGUGCCAACUCAGACAAAUGAAAAACAGAUCAAAGCUUCUUUGUUUGCAUUUGUUACAGGCACACUAGCUUUUGUUAGGAAACUUUAUAUAUAAUUAAGAUAUUAUUUUUUUAUGCCAUGUUGACCACAGCAUGUAACACACACACACACACACACACACACACACACACACACACACACACACACACACACACACACACACACACACACACACACACACACACACACACACACACUUGUAUGCAUACAGUGCAUUCUUUUCAUCAUGUUCAGAGAGGCUUUCACAUGUAUUUUCUAGAUAUGAAAAUUGUGGAAAGCCACUUGAUUGUAGCAUAAAUGUAUUUUCCUAUACUGCUUUGUUACUUGAGGAUGAGUCAUGAUGUGGCCUUCUUGCCAAGCAGAUGUGUGCUUGCUCUGUGUGCAGUGAGCUUAUUGGACAGUGUUGGGUGCCCCUCCCCUCCUAGAGCAUUGGCCACACCUUCUCUACAUGAUGCUGAACACUCUCAUACUCCCAUCAUUCAUCCAUUCCUCAGCCAUGUGGACUUGCCUUUACCAGCUGCUCUUUGUGUGUGUGUGUGUGUGUGUGUGUGUGUGUGUGUGUGUGUGUGUGUGUGUGUGUGUGUGUGUGUGUGCAUGUGUGUGUAUGAACUUGUUUCUGUACACUCAACACAGAGGUUGCAUUUACCAUUCAGGGAUAAGCAAUGUCUGAGAAAUUAAUAAUUGUAAUUUGUGAGAAUUGAAUGGUGGGAGCUGCUUUUUCCAGUGGUAAUUUUGUGUGGCUUUCUUCAAGAAAGGCAGUCAAGAUCACUGUUUCUCCAGAGCUAUCAAGAAUCUCAGGAAUAGAGCCAGAAUCUUACUGGCACUCAACAAACUACGACCACCCUCGUGUACUGUCUCACGCCCAGGAGACACACAUGCUGCUAGACACUUCUGCUUCUUUGUGUUCUGUAUGUGAGGCAGGUUCCUUUUGACCUCAAUACAUCCCAUGAGAUUAUUCUUUUAUGUAUUGCAAAGAAAUAUUUUUAAAUAUAAUUAAAUCAUUGACUUAGAAGAUUGAAUCUGACUGAAAGUGGAUCGAAGUACGUACCAUCACAGAACAUUUUGUUUCUGGUGGCAAAAGCACAAUCAUUGUAUUUCAAGCCAGAUAUUUUCAUAGCACAACACAGGAUUUCUUCAUUCCCCACCCUCAACAAUUCAAAUGAGAUGCACAACCAUACUAUUGAGGUACUGUGUUUGUGGUCAGGUGUGUUCCUCCCAAGUGUCUCACUGUUCAGUCUUGGCCAUUGUUCUACUAACAGUUUUAAGUACUAUCUUGAUGGAAAAAUGCUGCAAAGUGUUAUACCAUUUUUGCUGGAUGUAGAUGAAAACUGAUAAUCUUCUUUUCUGGUCUGUCAUAAAGAUUGGCAUUGUGGAAUGGCAGAUGCAAGACCAGUGGGUGUCAUGGUUUGUGGUUGUGGCAAGCAGGUGCUGUGGGAGACAGUUUAUGUAUCAUUUUGUCAGCUUAGUGAAGUCUUAAACACCUUGGAAGCAGUUCUGUUGAAUUCACUCUUGGCAAUCUGAGGCUUGAUUUCAGGGUUGUUGUUGUUGUUGUUGUUGUUGCUGUUGUUGACACAUUAAUCACUGACCCAUCAACCCCAUCCACCAAGACUCAAAUUGUAAUACACACUAUUUAUCUUUUAUGUAACAGUGGUAGAUUACUCCACAAAAUAUGAUAGCAUUCUCCAUGACUUACACACAUAGAUACAUGUCAUAUGUAGACUUUCCCCUUGAUGGCAUAUGUUAGUCAGGAUUCCAGACACCAUCCAUAUGGUGAAAACAUGAAGUUAUAUCUCAGAAAGGCUUAGUUGUGAAGUUCCUACUGAAAAGGAACAUGUAGACAAGGGUUGGUUCCUUUGUUAGCUAAUUGAUUAUUACAAGAUCAUCCUACUUGACCAUCACUACACUAGAGUAACUCUGUCACACUAUCAACACCUCCUCAAGGGUGAAUGAAGAGCAGCCACCUUCACAUCCCAAGCAGCAUGUCAUGGUGUCACUACAGGGACACAACCUGAGUGAGGAUGAGGCCCACCAAGGCAUCCCACAAGAACUAUGACUGGAAAAAGUAGAAUUAUUCUGCCUAAAGUUCUUGGUCUGUGCCCAUAAUAUUGAUGAUGAGAAUGAGAAAAUCUUCAGCUCCAUCUUCUAGUCUGAUGAGAUAAGCUGCAUUUUUUUUUUUUUUUUCAGCACAUUGAAAUGUAGUAUAGUCAAUCAGGUUAUUCAUUUGUUACUAUUGCCUGUCAUCUAAGCUGUUUAUUUGAGAAAAGGCUACAUGUAACUAUGAUAUGUGCAUUUAUACCAGAAAUUAGUAAUUUAACUUGGUAGUCAUCAAUUCACCAGUAGUGUCUCACAGAGAGAAGAGAGAUGUGAUGUAUGACAGGAAAGGAAAGGCAGUACAGUAUCUAAUGGCCACUAGAUAACUGUCAUGAAGAGAGGGUAAGCUGGUGUGAGGUGAGGUGAUGGCAAGAUUCGCCACAGCUUGGCAGAAACUGACUUAGCAAGAUGACACCCACUUCAUCCACCUGAUGAGUUAUUGGUUAAGAGAGACAGUGUUGAGUGCACAGGAACUGAACAGCUUCAUUUUCCAGAACCUAGAGAUAGAAAGUAAACUGUUGACUCCAAUUUCUGAGAGUCUUUGCUGCAGUGGAUAGAUAAAGCCAUCACUCGCUGGUUGGCUGCAGUGAGUGGUGGUGGUGAUGGUGUUGGGAAGCUGGACUGAUUCAUAGCUUGUUUCAGGCAGAAUGACUUGAAAUGUCAUUAUACAGGGUACCAGUUUCAUCAGAGGAAUGUUUGGGCAAGAGUUCAGGUUUUGCUUCUUUGGCUGCCAUGUUUGGCUAUGACAAAGAUGUGUACGUACAUUCGUGUUGCCUUUUAUUCUCACCACCCAGCUGUCACUGUGGACACUGUGGACUGUGGUGAGGGAUGCAUGGUGGACAGGGUGGAUCUCAUCGAGGCAUCUCUCUUAGUGCCAUCAAUCCUCAACACACCAGCACAGCCUGCAGCAAUGAGGCUGAGGCUUACUGUAAUGGAUCAGCUCAGACCAAAACUAAAAUAUAAGUAACAGGGAAGAAAGUGGUUAACAGACACACAGGAGAGCAAAAAAAACAAUGACCAUUCCUGGUGAGUCCCUCAACAUAGUGAUAGCAAUAAUAUAUAUAUAUAUAUAUAUAUAUAUAUAUAUAUAUAUAUAUAUAUAUAUAUAUAUAUAUAUAUAUAUAUAUAUAUAUAUAUAUAUAUAUAUAUAUAUAUAUAUAUUAGACCAUGUUUGCCUCAUUUUACAUUGUGUGCCUCAAAGAUUCUGAAAGCACAACAUCUUGUUUUUCAUGAAUAGCUGUAUUGAAUAUCCAUUUUUAAGGCAUUUCAGAAUUUGUUUUGCUUUUGGCUUCAGCACUGGUAGCUAUGCAGCAACUUUUAUUUGGAACUUGUUAAUUAUGGAGUAUUAUAAUUUAAUUUUGAUGCAUUGUACAGAUAUUCUGAUGUAAUAUACAUUGACAUUGUAUAGCUGUGUUUCACAAUGUUGAAAGCAUUUAAAAUAAUUUGUAUAAUGUAUAAAUAUUAAAAGCUGUAUGCUAAUUUUAACUAGAAAA